Messenger RNA from Glarea lozoyensis ATCC 20868, 1776 nucleotides. RefSeq lists its product as uncharacterized. The record is from RefSeq and is a predicted model, not a curated record. The transcript is spliced from 3 exons. The coding region runs from base 1 to 1776 and encodes 591 amino acids. NCBI's taxonomy places the organism in Eukaryota, Fungi, Ascomycota, Leotiomycetes, Helotiales, Helotiaceae.
AUGAGCCACAAACGCUCAACGAACAGAAGCGCCGUAACGAUGGAGGAACUGGAAGACGUGUUCUACGACAAUCCAUCCAUAGGCGCGUCUAUGAACGAUUGCGAGCACCGAAACAGCGAACCCCCAACGAGCCCACACAGCUUCGGCUACCCGUCUCAUCAUUCUGGCUUCCGCUCCGACAGCAGCUCGGAUUUGGGGAUGUCGGCAUCAGCAGGGAGGUUCAGUCCACCCGCUUGGAGACGCGACCCAGCCGAAAGCAAAAACGGCUUUCUUAGUAGCUUGGGUCGCGGACUCGGAAAACGGCAUUUUGACUCGAGAGACAGCAGUCCUGAGUAUGAGAGUGCCGAAGAUGGAGACGAUACUCUAGCGAUGGCUGCUAGGACAAGACUGCCUUCCGGAUCACUGAGCCCUGAGAAACAACGAAGUCCGAGCCCAGCACCCUAUCAUGCGACUCCAGCGCCAUUCGCUCCUAUUGCAACUACUGCCUUUGAUGGCACUUUCAUUAAGCAGGAGCAUGAGCAGACGGAAACACCGCACGAAGAUUCAAACAAUUAUAUCAGAUUCCAACUCAAAGCAGAACUACAACACCGUACACAACCAUAUGAAGAUGCUAUUCGGGCUGUCAGUGGUAGAUUGGCUCGAAUCACAAGAUCGAAAACAUCUAUGGCAGUUUCUGCAUUGAUCGCCUUCCUUUCAGUGCUUCUUUAUCGCACAAUCUUCAUGGCGCCCAUUUCGGCACCAGUACCCGACUUGGUCAAAGUAGCCGGUCUUGCUAAGGCUUUCGAACCUCUGAUAUAUUAUUCAGAGAACGGUGCCUACCAGAUCGAUGAUCUUCAUCAGACUGGUGUAGCAGUAUGGGAUCUUGGAGAGAGUAUUCGAUCUACUAACAUGACUUCUGGGCCUAUCAUCGCUCAGGAGCUAGAUGAACUAAGCGAGAGCCUGAAGCAGUUGGCUGUCAGUCUUACAACAUUCUUCGCAAAUGUGGAUGGCGAUGUCGAUGCGAUCCUAAUAGUAAUGGACUGGUCCCGUCUCGAGCUUGCCCAAAUUCAAAGCUCGCACCCGUCUGCCAUCACGGCAGCGUUUGACAAUAUGCAUGACUUUCUCUCUCGAACUGGUCUUCUAGAGAAUGGUUCGGGCGACCCCACCCGUCUUGGGGUCUUCACAACAAGAGUAUUUGGCCUCACCAACCCACAACAGACUCGCCAGACUCUCCAGAGGACAUUCACCGAAUUCCUCAACAUCCUAGAAGAGUCCAUCAACUCGGAACUCAAACAUUCUCUCGCCCUCUUCGCCCUCUUUGAGGCCAUCGACAAGCAAUUCCACAACCUAGCCCGCACCGUCGUCCGCGAGCUCUCCGCGCAAGAAGCAGCGCAAGAAGACAUGCUCUCCAGCCUCUGGACCAAGAUCCUCGGCGCAAACGCCAGCACGCUCCAAAAGUUCGAGCGCAACAAAAAACACCUCGCCAACAUCCGCGCCAAGACCCUCAUGAAUAAAUCCGUGCUAAUGGAACAUAACGGCAAACUUCUAGCGCUGAAAGCGAAUCUUGAAUCGCUUAGACGGAAACUUAUUAGUCCGUUGGUGCGCGCGAAUGGUAGUUCACUUACUAUUGAGGCGCAGAUUAGAGGGUUGGAAGAGGUUUCGAGUUAUUUGGGCGCGGUGAGACAGAAGCAGAAGGGGAAUCGCAUGGCGAUGCUUUAUGGUGCUGGUGUGAAGAGUGCUAGGAAUAGGAUAAGAGCGGGAAAUGCGGAUGAUGAUGAUGAAGGGUAUGAGUAUUGA